Molecule: messenger RNA, 684 nt
Organism: Sesamum indicum (sesame)
Lineage: Eukaryota; Viridiplantae; Streptophyta; Magnoliopsida; Lamiales; Pedaliaceae
Product: bet1-like protein At4g14600
Source: RefSeq, a predicted model, not a curated record
AACAUUUAAUAAUAAUGAGAAAAUUGGUUGUAAUCCAAAAGCCAGAGCAAAUUUGAGAAACACGCUCUACAAGAACGUUCCUCCCUUACUUUCCGUAAUUUGGCGAUUUGCGAGUUUAUUCUCGUCUUCUCUAAUGGCUGCCCCGUACAGAUCAAGAGAUGGAUUGAGCACAAGGCCAGGGGCGUAUGGCGGUAGUUCCGAUGAGAUUCAGUUGCGGAUCGAUCCGAUGCAUGCCGACUUUGAUGAGGAGGUCUCGGGUCUGCGGAAGCAAGUUCGAAAACUCCGAGAUGUAGCUCAAGAAAUUGAGACAGAAGCCAAGUUCCAAAAUGAUUUCCUCAAUCAGCUGCAAAUGACAAUGAUUAAAGCUCAGGCAGGGGUGAAAAACAACAUGAGGAGACUGAACAAGAGCAUCAUUAGGGAAGGGUCGAGCCAUGUCAUGCACGUAGUUCUUUUUGCACUGCUUUUAUUCUUUUUUGUCUAUUUCUGGUCCAAAUUUUCGCGAAGAUAAGGAGCAAAGAGUGAUUUAAUACUUGGUGUAACUAUAAUAUUGAGACAAGGUCAAAGAUUGUCGUUUAACUCAAAUUCUGGGUACGUUCUUGUAAAUACUUGCAGUUGGUUCCUCUCACUAAUUACUUGUGUAUAUCACUUUACCAGUGUGUAUGUGAUGGACACUUCUUAUUUGAA